This is a messenger RNA of Mytilinidion resinicola, 451 nucleotides long. Its product is annotated as ribosomal protein S14. Gene Ontology annotation, molecular function: structural constituent of ribosome; zinc ion binding. Bases 69 to 239 code for a protein of 56 amino acids. The transcript is spliced from 4 exons. Gene Ontology annotation, biological process: translation. The record is from RefSeq and is a predicted model, not a curated record. NCBI's taxonomy places the organism in Eukaryota, Fungi, Ascomycota, Dothideomycetes, Mytilinidiales, Mytilinidiaceae. Gene Ontology annotation, cellular component: ribosome; cytosolic small ribosomal subunit.
CCUCACGACAUCACUCCAGCCGGCCGAGCAGCGAUUCCGAUCCGCCCACUCAACAACACACCGCAAUCAUGUCUCACGAGAACGUCUGGUACUCGCGCCCGCGCACGUAUGGCAAGGGCUCGCGCUCAUGCCGCGUCUGCACCCACCCUGCCGGUCUGAUCCGAAAGUACGGUCUCAACAUCUGCCGUCAGUGCUUCCGCGAGAAGAGCGCGGACAUUGGCUUCGUCAAGCACCGGUAAACGCCCACCGCCAACAAAGGAACUCGUAGUGGAAGGUUCAAACGGUGUUCUGCUUGCUGCGACACGGAAAAGCGAGUGGAUGACUCAAUAUGAAAAGAUGAAAGGCGGAGUUUCAUGUGCAGUGUGGAUAUCCUCCUCGGAGGUCUGAGGCGUGGGAUACACUGGGUUUCUCUUUUGCGGGUGCUAGGUAUACAAAUUCAACUGAGCAUCAC